Molecule: messenger RNA, 793 nt
Organism: Gopherus flavomarginatus (Mexican gopher tortoise)
Lineage: Eukaryota; Metazoa; Chordata; Testudines; Testudinidae
Product: somatomedin-B and thrombospondin type-1 domain-containing protein-like
Exons: 5
Coding region: 1-792 (263 amino acids)
Source: RefSeq, a predicted model, not a curated record
AUGGCUCGGGGCCCCGGCUCGCUGGCGGCGGCGGCGCUGCUGCUGCUCCUGGCGCCCGGCUCGGAGUCCGGCUGCGCCGAGCUGGGGCGCUGCUGCCGGGGCAGAGACCUGGCUUGUGUCAGCAGCGGCUGGAGACCGGACCGAUCCCACGGCGCCUGCUACUGCGACCAGGCGUGUCCCCGCACCAUGGACUGCUGCCACGACUACCCGCAGGCCUGCCCAGAGGUCUCCUGUGCUGUAUCCGAGUGGAGUGACUGGAGUGGCUGUGCAGAGCCUUGCCGGGCAACAUAUCGAGUUCGGAGGAGACACGUUGUGCAGGAGCCUAGAAAUGGAGGCAAGGCGUGUCCUCCUCUGGAGGAGAAGGCUGGCUGUGUGGAGUAUUGGAACCAGGAAGGAGCUGAGUGCAAACAGUCCCUUAUUCCAGCAUUAAUAACUACAGGAGGUUAUGGGAAUGCAAGGAAAAAGAGAGCUGCGUCCAGCGAAAAUGAAAGAUCAGGGUAUUGUGUCGAAUUCCAGAUCACAGCCAUCACGGAAGGCUGUUUGCAGGGGAGCGGUUCCUAUACUCAGUGGAUGCGAUAUCUGAGCAAGGGGCACACGGUCUGCGUGGAGUGCCAGCACCCGGCCCUGGAUUCCAGGAGUCUGCAUUGCUAUGGGGAUGGCAGUGGAAGCGAUAAGAAUCAGCUGCUGCACUGGCAGGCCGUGGGGAAUCCCUGGUGCAAAGGAACCUGGAGGAGAGUUCGCCAGCUGGACACUUGCUCCUGUCCUUCCGUUCACAGUUUCUUGUUCAUCUAGC